CAAUAAAGGGUUUCCUAAGAAUUUUAGAAAUUGAUCCUCUGAUUCAGACCAAACUUAAUGCCCCCAAAGAAAAAUCUAAUCGUCUUACCAAUAGAAUGAUUUGAAUUCUGAAGGAAUUAGUCCUGAUUUUAGAACCUUUUCAAGAAGCAACCGAUGUCUUACAGGCUGAUUACGAGACACUCGGCAACGUAAUCCCAGCCUACUUGGACCUACUCAAUAAAGUAAGCUUGUCAAGCGAGGAAGAAGACGAAAUUAUCAUCAACAAUCCUAAAUGUCCUUUGGCUGGCAAAAUUUUUCACUGCGCAGAUCUAGCGGAUGCCUUAAAAAAAAUCUCUGAAAUCUCGAAUGUCAUAUGUUUUGCAAGACACUUACUAUGUGUUAGGUGCUGUUCUCGAUCCCCGCUUUAAAAAAUGCUGGAUUGCUGCAACUUCAAUGUCAGAGCACGCCCUUUUAAACAGCGUUAGGUUUGAACUAACUUCAAGAUAUUCAAAGCUAAAAGACGAUGAAAGUGAAUCUCACAGGAAUUCCACUAAUGAAGAACAACAAUCUACUAAUCAAGAGAGUGGCCCGACCCAAAGCAAAAAGAAACGCAACUUUUACAGCACCAUAAAUACUCCCAAAAGGACCCCUUCAGCUGGAAGUGCCAAAAUUCUCGACGAAUUAGAAGUCUACUUAAGUGAGCCGAACAUCCCAAUAGAAGAGUUAGAUGAUUCUGGUGUCUUGCAACCAACUCGAGCUCUUAAAUAUUGGAAGCUUCAUUCCCACCGUUUCCUUUUCUUGUCUCUUGUUGCAAGAGAUAUUUAUGGUUGUCCUACCUCAUACACCAGUAUUGAAAAAGCGUUUCCCAGAUAGGAAUUGUUGUCCCAU
This is a messenger RNA of Daphnia magna, 867 nucleotides long. RefSeq lists its product as uncharacterized. Gene Ontology annotation, molecular function: protein dimerization activity. The coding region runs from base 346 to 852 and encodes 168 amino acids. The record is from RefSeq and is a predicted model, not a curated record. The transcript has 2 exons. Lineage: Eukaryota; Metazoa; Arthropoda; Branchiopoda; Diplostraca; Daphniidae.